This is a messenger RNA of Lolium rigidum, 1251 nucleotides long. RefSeq names its product iron-sulfur cluster co-chaperone protein HscB homolog. The record is from RefSeq and is a predicted model, not a curated record. The transcript has 7 exons. Bases 117 to 896 code for a protein of 259 amino acids. Gene Ontology annotation, molecular function: protein-folding chaperone binding; ATPase activator activity. Gene Ontology annotation, biological process: [2Fe-2S] cluster assembly; protein complex oligomerization. NCBI's taxonomy places the organism in Eukaryota, Viridiplantae, Streptophyta, Magnoliopsida, Poales, Poaceae.
UCCCAGCGCCGCCUCCUACCGUCGGCCGGCACCGAGAGCCGAGGAUACUAGAGCCCGACCUCUCGUGCCCGUACCUAUUUCCGCUCCCACCCCGAGGGGUCCACCAGCCAAAGACCAUGUGGCGCCGAGCCGGACCGAUCCGCCUCCGCCUCGCCGAAAUCACCGGCCGCCGCGCCCGACGACCCCAGGGGCCUCCUGCUCCCACCGAAACCUUCUCCGCCUCCGCGCCCGCUUCAUCCUCUCUCCACCACAAUCUUGGUACCUUCCGGAAUUCCGUCGGGGCUCCUCCCUCCCGAAGUCUAUCGACCAAGACAGAGGGCGGCGGCGGCAGGGAGUGCUGGAGCUGCGGCGCCAAGGGGGCGUUUCUCUCCUGUGGGUCCUGCAGGAGCGUGCAGCCCGUCGAUCCCGCCGUCGACUACUUCCGAAUCUUUGGCCUGGACCGAGGAUACGAUAUAAAGGACAACAGCUUAGAAGGGAAGUACAAAGACUGGCAGAAGAAGUUACAUCCUGACCUUGUUCAUUCUAAAUCUGAGAAAGAGAGAGCUUUUGCGGCUGAGCAGUCGGCGCUUGUGAUUGAUGCAUAUCGCACUCUGAGCAAACCUUUACCAAGGGCAUUAUACAUGCUGGAACUUGAGGGGAUACACGUUGAUGAGGAGAAGACUAUCAAUGAUCCAGGACUUCUUAUGGAGAUGAUGGAGAUACGUGAAGCUGUUAGUGAAGCCGAUGAUUCCCAAACUCUGGAGAAGAUCCAAUCUCAGAUGAAGAGGAAGCUCGAAACCUGGUCCAAAUCUUUCGAGGAAGCAUUCGACAAGAGGGACUUUAACCGUGCAGUGGAAGCUACACAGAGAAUGAGAUACUAUGAACGAGCAAUGGAAGAAACUGUGAAGAAGCUCUAAUCUAAUUUCAGCAGGUCCCAUUGUGCCUUGUAACCGUUUACCCAGUGAAGAAGGAUCAGUGAAGCAGAUAAUUGGGCAGGAAACAUGCAUUCGUGUUGGAGCUGGAUGAUUUAUCAUUGGUGCAUCCUCAAGUUAGCUAAAGGAACCAGGAGCAAACAAGGACAAUUUUCCGAGUAUAGAGAACCAGACCGUUUUCCUGCUUUCCUAGCUAAAGUUCGUCCAAACGCAACCAGAUAAAGUUUCGAGCAACAUCGCAAUGAGAAUAGUUGUAAUAUAAUACUGUAAGCUGCCACAUACCUCCUCACAUGGAUGUUGAUAAUGAUAACAUAAUGCUCGAAAAUGUUGGUUACUUUUU